GGCAGUGGCAGCCAUUACAGUUCGUCAUUAGCCAUUGCAGUGGAAAGUUCGCUCGGUUUCGUUUGUGUAAAAAGUGAAAAUUUUGUGGAAAAAAUAUUUGACAAUAGGAUAAAAGUGAUUAAAACUGUUCGAAUAUACUGGUUGAUUAUAUAGGAGAGUCUACGAGCACACGGGAAGCGUAAUUGAAACCGUUCGGAAAAGACAGUAUAUACUACAGGAGGAGAGGACGACAAAGGGGGGAACCCAGCUGCAGAUAAAGUUGAAAACUAGUAAAAACGAGAGGCUAAAAAUUAAUACAACGUUAACCAUCGACUGUCGAUAUCUACUAACAGCAUUACAAUGGAACAAUUUACCCCGAAGGAGGUAAAGAUCCUCGAGAGUGCCGAGGAUAUCCAGGAGCGGCGUGAGCAGGUGCUCAACCGCUACAAUGAGUUUAAAGUGGAAACGCGCCAUAAGCGCGAGAAGUUGGAGGACUCGCGUCGUUUCCAAUACUUUAAGCGCGAUUCGGACGAGCUGGAAAGCUGGAUCCACGAGAAACUACAGGCCGCUUCCGAGGAGAGCUACCGCGAUCCGACAAAUCUGCAGGCCAAGAUCCAAAAGCAUCAGGCUUUCGAGGCUGAAGUGUCGGCUCACAGCAACGCGAUUGUGAUGCUGGACAAUACCGGCCAAGAGAUGAUCAACCAACAGCACUUCGCAUCGGACAUCAUCCAGCGUCGGCUGGACGAGUUGCAUCGCCUUUGGGAACUGCUGCUAUCGCGGCUUGCCGAAAAGGGCAUGAAGCUACAGCAGGCGUUGGUGUUGGUGCAGUUUUUGCGCCACUGUGAAGAGGUAAUGUUCUGGAUCAAGGACAAAGAGGCAUUCGUUACGGCCGAUGAGUUCGGUCAGGAUCUGGAGCAUGUCGAAGUGUUGCAGAGAAAGUUCGACGAGUUCCAAAAGGACAUGGCUUCACAGGAGUAUCGCGUUACUGAAGUGAACGAGUUGGCUGAUAAGUUGUUAUCCAACGGUCAUCCGGAGCGUGAGACCAUCACUCGCAAGAAGGAGGAGCUGAAUGAGGCUUGGCAGCGCUUGAAGCAGUUGGCUAUUUUGCGCCAGGAGAAACUUUUCGGAGCCCAUGAGAUUCAGCGCUUUAACCGUGACGCUGACGAAACUGUCGCUUGGAUCGCUGAAAAGGACGUUGUUUUGUCAUCCGAUGAUUAUGGUCGCGACUUGGCUAGUGUCCAGGCACUCCAGCGUAAACAUGAGGGUGUUGAGCGCGAUCUCGCUGCUUUGGAGGAUAAGGUUGCAACCUUGGGUGCCGAAGCUGGUCGAUUGUGCAGCAUUCAUGCCGAUCAUAGUGAUCAGAUCCGUGAGAAGCAAGCGGAAAUCGCUGCCUACUGGCAAUCACUGACCGCGAAGGCUAAGGAACGCAAACAAAAACUGGACGAAUCGUAUUUCUUGCAUCGUUUCUUAGCUGAUUACCGCGAUCUGGUAUCGUGGAUCAUCGGAAUGAAAGCUAUCAUUUCGGCUGAUGAACUGGCUAAGGACGUAGCCGGCGCGGAAGCUUUAUUGGAACGACACCAGGAACAUAAGGGUGAAAUCGAUGCUCGUGUGGAUAGCUUCAAAGUAACAACCGAAGCAGGACGUCAGCUGUUGGAACGUGAGCAUUAUGCGGCUGCAGAAGUUCAAGAAAAACUAGCGGCUUUGGAAAGCGAUAAAAGUUCGUUGCUGUCGCUGUGGGAAGAUCGUCGCAUUUUGUACGAGCAAUGCAUGGACUUGCAGCUAUUUUACCGUGACACCGAGCAGGCCGACACCUGGAUGGCCAAGCAGGAAGCUUUCCUGGCCAACGAAGACUUGGGAGACUCACUGGAUUCGGUUGAAGCGCUGAUCAAAAAACACGAAGACUUCGAGAAGAGUCUGGCUGCCCAGGAGGAGAAAAUCAAGGCGUUGGAUGUCUUCGCGACUAAAUUGAUUGACGGCCAGCACUACGCAGCCGAUGAUGUUGCUCAGCGUCGUUCGAUGCUCCUUGCUCGCCGCUCAGCUCUGCUGGAGAAAUCCUCUAUUCGCCGCCAAUUACUGGAGGAUUCAAGUGCACUGCAGCAGUUCGAGCGUGAUUGCGACGAAACCAAAGGCUGGAUCAGUGAGAAACUCAAGUUUGCCACCGAUGAUAGCUAUCUGGAUCCGACUAAUCUGAACGGAAAGGUUCAGAAACACACCAACUUCGAGCACGAGCUUACUGCCAAUAAGAGUCGCAUUGAAGACAUCACGACUAACGGUCAAAAUCUUGUCGAGAAGCAACAUUACGCGGCAGACCAAAUCAACUCGCGUAUGCAGGAAAUCGUAACUUUAUGGGAGUCAUUGGUUCAAGCCUCGGACAAGAAGGGUUGCAAGUUGCAGGAAGCAUCGCAGCAACAGCAGUUUAAUCGUACCGUAGAAGAUAUUGAGCUGUGGCUCAGUGAAGUUGAAGGUCAGCUAAUGUCUGAAGAUUAUGGAAAAGAUUUAACGAGUGUGCAAAACCUCCAGAAGAAGCACGCCCUGUUGGAGGCUGACGUGAUGGCCCAUCAGGAUCGUAUCGAGGGGAUCAAGGUUGCCGCCAACAAAUUCGUCGAAAGUGGUCAUUUUGAUGCGGACAACAUUCGCAACAAAGAAUCAGCACUGUCGAAACGGUACGGAGCAUUGGCUUCUCCGAUGUCUGAGCGCAAACAGCGUCUGCUGGAUUCGUUGCAGGUACAGCAGCUUUUCCGUGAUUUGGAAGACGAAGCCGCCUGGAUCAGAGAGAAAGAACCGGUUGCAGCGUCGACUAACCGUGGUCGUGAUUUGAUUGGUGUCCAAAAUCUGAUCAAGAAACACCAGGCCGUACUUGCCGAGAUCAACAAUCACGAGAAUCGUGUUGUCGCGGUGAUUGGAAAUGGCGAACAGAUGCUGACUGAACUACCGUUCAGUACUGAUGACAUUAAAAUGCGUCUGGAUGCGCUGAAAGAUCAAUGGAAUUCAUUAAAGGAAAAAUCGAAUCAGCGUAAGCAGGAUUUGGAGGAUUCCUUACAAGCCCAUCAAUAUUUUGCCGACGCUAACGAAGCCGAAUCGUGGAUGCGUGAGAAAGAGCCGAUUGUUUCGAAUCAGGACUAUGGUAAGGACGAAGAUUCAUCGGAAGCUUUGUUGAAGAAACACGAAGCGCUGGUUUCGGAUUUGGAAGCUUUUGGUAACACAAUUCAGGCUCUACAGGAGCAGGCUAAAAACUGCCGCCAACAGGAGACACCAGUGGUGGACAUUACCGGAAAGGAGUGCGUCAUAGCCCUGUACGAUUAUUCUGAGAAAUCUCCUCGGGAGGUUUCCAUGAAGAAGGGCGAUGUUCUCACCUUGUUGAACUCGAACAAUAAGGAUUGGUGGAAGGUAGAGGUAAACGAUCGACAGGGCUUUGUUCCGGCUGCGUACAUCAAGAAGAUUGAUCCUGGACUGUCUGCCAGUCAGCAAAAUUUGGUCGACGGUCACUCGAUUGCUAAAAGGCAAUCGCAGAUCAAUAGCCAGUAUGAUAACCUGCUGGCAUUGGCUCGUGAGCGUCAAAACAAGCUGAAUGAAACCGUUAAAGCGUACGUUUUGGUUCGUGAGGCGGCUGAUUUGUCCGCUUGGAUCAAGGACAAGGAAAGUCACGCCCAGAUCAAGGAUGUCGGUGAAGAUUUGGAAGAGGUCGAGGUCAUGCAGAAGAAGUUCGAUGACUUCAACGAUGAUCUGAAAGCCAAUGAGGUGCGCUUGGCCAAGUUGAACGAGAUUGCCGUUCAGUUAACCUCUCUCGGUCAAACUGAAGCUGCGCUGAAAAUCAAAACGCAAAUUCAAACCCUGAACGAAGAAUGGGCAACUCUGCAGACUAUCACUCAGGAACGGGCCAGCCAGUUGGGCUCUGCUCAUGAAGUUCAACGUUUCCAUCGGGAUGUCGAUGAAACCAAGGACUGGAUCGCCGAAAAGGACAAUGCUCUAACCAACGAUGACUUGGGUAAGGAUCUGCGCGGUGUGCAGACUCUUCAACGCAAACAUGAGGGAUUGGAGCGCGACUUGGCUGCACUGCGUGAUAAAAUUCGCCAGCUGGACGAAACCGCUAAUCGCUUGAUGCAGUCGCAUCCGGAUACGGCCGAACAAACCUACGCCAAGCAGAAAGAAAUCAAUGAGGAGUGGCAGCAGGUGGUGGCGAAGGCUCAGCAGCGCAAGGAAAAGUUGUUGGAUUCGUAUGAUCUGCAGCGUUUCUCCAGCGAUUAUCGCGACCUGAUGGCUUGGAUCAGCUCGAUGAUGGGUCUGGUCACGUCCGAGGAGUUGGCCAACGAUGUCACCGGGGCGGAGGCGUUGAUUGAGAGACAUCAGAACCAUCGUGCUGAAAUUGAUUUUCGUUACGGUAUCCCACAGGAACACCGCACCGAGGUCGAUGCCCGUGCCGGAACAUUUGCCGCCUUCGAACAGUUCGGAACCGAGUUGCUGCAGGCAAACCAUUAUGCAUCACCGGAAAUUCAGGAAAAGAUCGAAAAUCUGGCCAAGGCCCGCGAGGAACUGGAACGAGCCUGGACUGCCCGUCGGCUGCAGCUGGACCAGAAUCUAGAUUUGCAGCUGUAUCUGCGUGACUGCGAACAGGCGGAGAACUGGAUGAGCGCUCGUGAGGCGUUCCUGAAUGCUGAGGAGGUCGACUCCAAGGGAGACAAUGUGGAGGCAUUGAUUAAAAAGCACGAAGAUUUCGACAAAGCUAUCAACGGGCAUGAGGAGAAGAUUGCUGCUCUGCAGGUACUAGCUGAUCAAUUGAUUGCACAGGAGCACUAUGCUGGUAAGUUGAUCGAUGAUAAGCGCUCGGAAGUGCUAGAUCGCUGGCGUCACUUGAAGGAGGAUUUGAUCGAAAAGCGCUCGCGGCUUGGCGACGAGCAGACACUACAACAGUUCUCGCGAGAUGCGGAUGAAAUCGAAAAUUGGAUCGCCGAGAAGCUGCAGCUGGCCACCGAGGAAAGCUAUAAAGAUCCGGCCAACAUUCAAUCGAAGCAUCAGAAGCACCAGGCUUUCGAAGCCGAGCUGGCCGCCAAUGCUGAUCGUAUUUCAAGCGUGCUGGCUAUGGGAAGUAAUUUGAUCGACAAAAAUCAGUGCAGUGGUUCCGAGGAUGCUGUACAGAAGCGUUUGACUCAGAUCGCUGAUCAGUGGGAAUAUCUAACCCAAAAAACGACUGAAAAGUCCCUGAAGCUGAAGGAAGCCAACAAGCAGCGUACAUAUAUUGCGGCUGUUAAGGAUUUGGACUUUUGGCUGGGUGAGGUUGAGAGCUUGUUGACUUCAGAGGAUGCUGGCAAGGAUUUGGCUUCCGUUCAAAAUCUAAUGAAGAAACAUCAGCUGGUUGAGGCGGAUAUCCAUGCUCAUGAAGAUCGUAUCAAGGAUAUGAAUGCACAGGCUGAUUCGUUGGUCGAGAGCGGACAGUUCGACAGUGCCGGUAUUCAGGAGAAACGACAGUCCAUCAACGAGCGUUAUGAACGUAUCUGUAAUUUAGCCGCCCAUCGUCAAGCUCGUUUGAAUGAGGCCAACACUUUGCAUCAAUUCUUCCGUGACAUUGCUGACGAAGAGUCUUGGAUCAAGGAAAAGAAACUGCUGGUAGGUUCCGAUGAUUAUGGUCGUGAUUUAACGGGUGUUCAGAACCUGAAGAAGAAGCACAAGCGUUUGGAGGCGGAGUUGGCUUCGCACGAGCCGGCUAUUCAGGCCGUUCAGGAAGCCGGCGAGAAGCUGAUGGAUGUGUCUAAUCUCGGUGUGCCGGAGAUUGAACAGCGAUUGAAGGCUUUGAAUCAGGCUUGGGCAGAGUUGAAGGGAUUGGCUGCUACCCGUGGUCAGAAGCUGGAUGAGUCACUGAUCUAUCAACAGUUCUUGGCUAAGGUGGAAGAAGAGGAGGCUUGGAUUACCGAGAAGCAACAACUGUUGUCGGUUGAAGACUAUGGUGACUCUAUGGCCGCUGUUCAAGGUUUGCUUAAGAAGCAUGAUGCUUUCGAAACCGAUUUUGCUGCACAUCGCGAUCGUUGCUCGGACAUUCGCGAUAAUGGACAAACUCUGGUUACCAACAACAACCACCAUGGGGAGAGUAUUUCGCAGCGCUGUGCCCAGCUGGAUAAGAAGUUGGAGAAUCUGCAGGCUUUGGCAACACGCCGCAAAAACGCCCUGUUGGAUAACUUUGCUUACUUGCAGUUCAUGUGGAAGGCCGAUGUCGUUGAGAGUUGGAUUGCCGACAAGGAGAAUCACGUCAAGUCGGAGGAGUUCGGACGUGAUUUAUCCACUGUGCAGACCUUGCUGACCAAACAGGAGACAUUUGAUGCGGGUCUCUCUGCAUUUGAACAGGAAGGUAUUCAUAACAUCACAGCUUUGAAGGAUCAACUAAUCAACGCUAAUCACGCCCAAUCGGCUGCUAUUUUGAAACGUCAUGAGGACGUGCUAACUCGUUGGCAGAAGCUGCGUGCCGACUCGGAAGCCCGCAAGUACCGACUACUGGCCAUGCAAGAGCAGUUCCGUCAAAUCGAGGACCUGUAUUUGACGUUUGCCAAGAAGGCUUCCGCUUUCAACUCCUGGUUCGAGAACGCUGAAGAGGAUCUGACUGAUCCGGUCCGUUGCAAUUCGAUCGAGGAGAUUACGGCGCUUCGAGCGGCGCAUGCCCAGUUCCAAGCUUCGCUGUCGUCUGCCCAGUUCGACUUCCAAGCGUUGGCCGAUUUGGACCGGAAGAUCAAGAGUUUCAACGUUGGACCAAAUCCGUACACCUGGUUUACGAUGGAAGCCCUCGAGGACACCUGGCGCAAUUUGCAGAAGAUUAUUGAAGAACGUGACGCCGAACUGGCCAAGGAAGUUCACCGCCAGGAGGAGAACGACAAGCUUCGCAAGGAGUUUGCCAAGCAUGCUAAUCUGUUCCACCAGUGGCUUACCGAAACGAGAUACAAUAUUCUGGGCUGGGAUAAAUAUGGAACUUCCCUCAUGGAGGGAUCCGGCUCACUGGAGGAGCAAUUCGAGGCCUUGUGUCAUAAAGCUAACGAAAUCCGGGCCCGUCGCGGUGACUUGAAAAAAAUUGAAGAACUGGGCGCCACUCUGGAGGAGCAUCUCAUUUUGGACAAUCGUUACACGGAACACUCCACCGUUGGACUCGCUCAGCAGUGGGAUCAGCUUGAUCAGCUCGCUAUGCGUAUGCAACACAAUCUCAAACAGCAAAUUCAGGCCCGCAACCAGUCGGGUGUCUCAGAAGACUCCCUCAAAGAGUUCUCGAUGAUGUUUAAGCAUUUCGACAAGGACAAGAGUGGCAAGCUGAAUCACCAGGAGUUCAAAUCAUGUCUGCGUGCUCUCGGUUACGAUCUGCCAAUGGUGGAGGAGGGACAACCGGAUCCGGAGUUCGAAGAGAUCCUAAACGUUGUCGACCCGAACCGCGAUGGACAAGUUUCUCUGCAGGAAUACAUAGCCUUUAUGAUUUCCAAAGAAACGGAAAAUGUCCAGAGCUACGAGGAGAUCGAAAAUGCCUUCCGCGCCAUUACCGCUUCCGAUCGUCCUUACGUCACCAAGGAUGAACUUUAUUCCAAUCUUACCAAGGACAUGGCGGACUACUGCGCCCAAAGGAUGAAACCGUACAACGACCCCAAAACGGGUCAUCCGAUUACGGGCGCCUUGGACUACGUGGAAUUCACUCGAACUCUAUUUCAAAAUUAAACACAUAUUUUAACUCUUUAACUAAUAAAGUACACCAAUGUCGUACAUUCUUUUAAGCGCAAAACAAAGUAUUUCGCAUAUAUUUAAAUCUGUUGACUAUACCCUAUAUAAAUCGGCACUAGCAAUUAAGUAUUUAUGUGCAAAAAAGCUUUUAUCGUAGAGGAGCAACGUUAAAUGCAGUUGAUGUUCCCGCUUGCCGAAGUUGCACGCAUAAUCCGAAUAAUAAGAGACAUCACGAAAAAUGCAUCGAACAUUUCUAAUUUAUUUCGAUCUUGUUCUAAUCAAUUUCUGCACCUAAAGGAAAUUGGCUUUGAAUAUUUAGCACUCGAAAAUCUGAGCAAAUAAACGAUCGAGCGUGAACGAAAUGAAACAAUCCGAUAAAAUUGGAAGUGGUAACCUAAACCACUGGGAGCGUCACCGAAUUAGUAGUUGAAGGAAUAUUACUAGAAUGCCUUUUCGCUAUAAUAAAUAAAACUAUAUGUCAGAAAA
Wyeomyia smithii (pitcher-plant mosquito) is the source of this 8145-nucleotide messenger RNA. It is a transcript of the gene alpha-Spec, whose product is annotated as spectrin alpha chain. Gene Ontology annotation, biological process: actin cytoskeleton organization. Bases 340 to 7656 code for a protein of 2438 amino acids. Lineage: Eukaryota; Metazoa; Arthropoda; Insecta; Diptera; Culicidae. The transcript has 9 exons. Gene Ontology annotation, molecular function: actin filament binding; calcium ion binding. Gene Ontology annotation, cellular component: cell projection; cortical actin cytoskeleton; plasma membrane. The record is from RefSeq and is a predicted model, not a curated record.